CAAACAAACGCGGUCCCAGCGCCCGCCCGGGACACGACGGCACCCGGGUUCGCUCCCCGCCCCGCCGGUCCCUCCGGGCCGGGGCAUGGCCGCUCAGCCCCAGCAUCGCCCGCAGCCGCGGAGCUGCCGCUGGCAGCGCCCUCGGGGCGCGGAGCGGGGCCCGUUCCCGGCGAAGCCCCCGGUCGAUGCCCUCCGCCUCCCUGAUGCAAAUGCGUUUAUGCAAAGUCCCCGCCGGUUAAUUUGGAGAGAAUUUCUCACCGGCUUCCCAAGGCUUCGGCUUAACCGGGAUUCACUUUUAAGAGGGAGAAAGAAGAAAAGAAAAUUAAAAAAAAAAAAGAAGGGGAGAAAAAGAGAUGCAACUAUGAGAAAUAAGAGUCAAGUCGCAGGCAAAUAUGGAGCAACUCUGGAGAGGUGGAUCAUCUCCUCCCUUCCCCACGGAUCCCGCUUCCCUCGGCCCGGGAUGCGCUCGGGAAACCCGAGGGGAAGGCGCCGCGGAGGGGCCCCUCGGGACGGCUUGGUCCAGGGGGAGCCCCUGGCGAAGCGGGCCCGCCCCGCAGCAGAAUCGAAGGGGCCCCCGCGGUCCCUCGGACCCCCCUCGCCCGUUCCCCAAACGUUUCUUGGCCGCGUUUGCCCCUCGGGCGCUUCCCUCCCGCAGCGGCGGGGCAGCCUGUGCGGGGCCGGCGCUCGGCCCUCGGGCAGAUGCGUUUGGAACAACGAAUGGCUCAAAGCCGAUUGGAUUUUCCUGAAUAAGGCGAGUCAGUUUUUGCUUUCUUUAUCCUCUCAUAGUCUCCCCCAACCCCUCGUACGAAAAUGACCUGAAAUAAAUUCAUCCUUAAAUCCCAGCCGGCUGCAGGAAGGCUGUACGAGGUUUUUGUGGGUGUUUUUUUUUUG
This is a messenger RNA of Cuculus canorus (common cuckoo), 891 nucleotides long. RefSeq lists its product as uncharacterized. The record is from RefSeq and is a predicted model, not a curated record. The transcript has 2 exons. Bases 86 to 814 code for a protein of 242 amino acids. NCBI's taxonomy places the organism in Eukaryota, Metazoa, Chordata, Aves, Cuculiformes, Cuculidae.